AAUGCUUGGGAAGUCAAUUUCUGAUAGGGUAGAAUUUUUUUCCAAAUUCCCUUUAUUAAGCUCUUCAAUGCAUUGGGUGGUAGGAAUCAUAUACAUGUGCCAGAUAAACAUUUCUAUUAGCCAAGUUCGAAGGGUAUUAUUCUUUAGCCCAUUUGAUGAAAUUAACAUUUUUGUUGUGUAAUCACCAGUUUCUUGUGUAGUUAUGUUGUUUGAUGAUAAAUUACCUUUAACGAAUUGUCCAGGUUUUGCAUAGAGGAGUUCUAUGCUUUCUUCAUGAUUUAGCAGAUCCAGUUGACAUCAUUUUAGGUGUACUUAUCGAUGAGGUGCAAGUUAGUCAAUUAUUCUCCAUUGCCGUUAAUGGCAUUUUGAUAGUAUUUCUAGUAUAUUUUUCCAGGUGUACUGGCCAUCCGGUUAGCACCAACCAUCUUCCCACUGCAUAUUUCUGUACCUGAUCCAUUCACUGAGAUUCCUGUAGUCAUGCUCCUGCUUCAGAUAUGCUUGCCUUAUGCUAUUGAACUGUGGGGAACAGUGGAAGCUCUUCUCCAUCAAUGGGUUACUGCAGUUUGCAGUUUUCUUGGCUUAAAUUGUUUAUUGCCUUCUAGACCUGAGGACAUUGGUGGGCAGGAGAAAGUGAAAGUAGAAAGGCAGCAGGUCGGAUUGCACGAUGGACUCAUUGCUGGUCAAGAUCCAAACAACAAUAUUUCCACCUCACAGAAUUUUGAUGGUGUGGAAAACUAUACAAGUGAUGCGAUUGAUAAUGGCUAUACUUUUGUACAUCGUGUUGUGUUGUUGGUCGUUCUCGCGUGGAUAACGUUGCUGCUCUUCAAUUCAUCCAUGAUAAUAGUAUCCCUGCAACUAGGACGUGCAGUGUUCAGUUCCAUUUCUAAUCUCCUAAUAACUCAUGGCAGCAAGUGCAACGAUCUCUAUGCCUUCUUUUUCGGAAAUUGUUGCAUCUGGACUUCUUUCACUGGAGCAAGAUACUUCAUUGAGCAUUUUAAAGCAGGGAAAGCGCAUUUACGGUUCAGCGAUAUCUGCAAGUUGCUUUGUCUUAUCGCGGAGAGUUGUGUUCUAUCAUCACUUUGGAUCAUUGUUAUUCCACUGUUGAUCGGGCUUCUGUUUGAGUUUUGUUUCAUGCUGCCAAUUGGAGCAUUGGUGGUUGAAGCCCCAGUUUUACUCUUGCAUCAGGAUUGGGCAGUGGGGUUCUUCUUCUUUCAGCUGUGGAGGACACUGGUUUUGCUGAACCAUAGGAUUGUUCUGGUGGAUGAAAGUUGGCGGAUUAAGUUAGAGAGGGUGAGAGGUAUUGGUUUCGUGAAGCUUUCAGUGAAUUGGAUGCUGCAGGAGUUACUGAUCCCAAUCAUUAUGAAUCUGUCAAUGUCUCUCUGUUUUCCCUAUGUUAUUGCCAGAUGGAUAGUCCCCUCGCUCGGGUUCUCGCACAUAGUGAACUCAACUGUCUAUCAGUUUACUUGGUUAGUCUAUGUGACUAUAAUUGUACUGUUUUCCUGUGCCAAAAGAUUUCCUGUUUGGAUCAUCAACCUUCACAAUUCUAUGCGAGACGACCAUUAUUCUGGUUUGGGGCUGCAAAAUUUUGGUGAAGCAGCAUCGGAGUGCCAAAGGGAGAUUUGAUAAGUUGUUGAGAUGGUUAUCAGAGUCUCAAAGAUACUAGUCUGUCAGAUACAUUUUGAUUUAGCGUCAUCAAGGAAGAUACCCUAAAAUUAAAGGUGAGCUGUUUAGCUGUUAUGUUAUUUUGUUUUCUCGGCAGGUAUAGUUCUUUUGUUGACGGGGUAACUCUGAGAGAAGAUCAACUGAUUCAAUUGCCUAAGAUUUUUAUAUAGGCUCCACAGAUUUGCUUGUAAAUAUUCAGUUGGGGUGCCUUGCCUAGUGAGUAGGAUUUUGCUUCUCAUUUUGAAGUUUUUUUCUUUUCUUUUUGUAACAUAUUGUACUAGAGUGCUGCAAAACACUGAUUGUAGCAGGAUAUUGAUUAUAUAUAGCUUGGAUUGGGUGUCGGACUUGGUAACUUGCGCAUUUCUUUGGUAAUCGCAUUUUGUUCAGGCAAAUUGGUGGUGGCAUUCUUCUUUCUUUUCAGUAAUACCUUGCUAAACCAUUGAAUUGCCCGAGACUAUAAUACGACAUUACAUCUUAGCGGCUAAACCUUGCACUGAAGCAGUAAAGCUUACAAUGACGAGAAAUUUUUUGGGGACAUCAACAUUUGGUAAAUGAAGUGAGUGGAAGAGGGAAUGAAAAAGGCAAUCAGGGCAAUUCCUCAAUCACUCAGCUAGCUAGUCUUUAGAUAGUUUUUCGUUUUUACAAUCUGGAAGGAGUUCCCGUAGCAGCAUUAUCUGACCGCUAAAGUAAAAUGCAGCAGAGAACAUACAUCAUUAGUGGAGAAGCAAUGCUGCAUCUGUCGGAGUGAAUACAGCAGACAUUACAGAAAAGUCCGAAGUAGCGGAAUUGCAUUGAGAUUGAAGGCCCUUUUUUGCCUUCUUACUGACACGGAAUGGCAUUGAGACUGAAGGCCCUUUUUGCCUUCUGAAUAGUGACAUAGAAUGGGAACAUGGCCCUAACCCAGACAAUUGCCUAACCUAAAGCUUACAAUUUAGUACAGUAUUUGAGACUUUAGACUUUAGAGACGGUGGACGCAUAA
Messenger RNA from Papaver somniferum (opium poppy), 2641 nucleotides. RefSeq names its product probable E3 ubiquitin ligase SUD1. The coding region runs from base 478 to 1623 and encodes 381 amino acids. The transcript is spliced from 6 exons. Gene Ontology annotation, molecular function: zinc ion binding. The record is from RefSeq and is a predicted model, not a curated record. Gene Ontology annotation, cellular component: endoplasmic reticulum membrane. NCBI's taxonomy places the organism in Eukaryota, Viridiplantae, Streptophyta, Magnoliopsida, Ranunculales, Papaveraceae.